Manduca sexta (tobacco hornworm) is the source of this 2929-nucleotide messenger RNA. RefSeq names its product peroxisome biogenesis protein 6. Gene Ontology annotation, cellular component: peroxisomal membrane; cytosol. NCBI's taxonomy places the organism in Eukaryota, Metazoa, Arthropoda, Insecta, Lepidoptera, Sphingidae. Gene Ontology annotation, molecular function: ATP binding; ATP hydrolysis activity. Gene Ontology annotation, biological process: protein import into peroxisome matrix. The record is from RefSeq and is a predicted model, not a curated record. The transcript is spliced from 10 exons. The coding region runs from base 42 to 2909 and encodes 955 amino acids.
AGCAUCUGUCAGUUCAACAGUUGUUAAAUGUCAGUGAUUACAUGAAAAAUGUGUGUACUGAAACAAAAAAGAAAAGUUUAAUUUAUGUUUCGUUAUUUAUUUUGUUACAAGUUUUAUUUUAUUUUACCCUUAUUUUGUGUUUUCAUAUUAUGAAUAAACAAAUUGCUUUAAAAAUAUGGGUGAUACGAUUUUGCAUAAGAAUUAUCUAUCCAAAGUACAAUUUUUACACAUUCCUCGUUUUUCUCGCAAUAAAAUUUAGAAUUUGGCACCAGAGAAAAGUCGGUACAAACAGAAACAUGGAUGUAUUUGAAUUAAAGAGCAUUCCUCAAAAUCUUUUGAAUUUACUGGUAAAAGACAACUUGGAAUAUAAUUUGCCCAUCAUCUUAAACAAAUGUAUCUUAAUAUCCAAAGAACAGUUUAUACAGCUAGGUAGUGAGAAUUUAUUCUACCUAGACAAUGGUGUACUAUGGCUGGCUAUGAAACUAAGUCCGGAGUGCAAGAAAAAACAUAAAAACAAGAAAAGCAAUAGUUUGGAAAAUAGUAUUUUGAAACUUAACUUUAUGACCACAGAAAUACAUAAGAAAUUGUGGGCUGAUAGUACAUUGAACAACAUAAAUAAUUCUAUAAUAGUACCGGUUAUUGGAUCAAAAUUAUUGACAGAUAAUGUUGCUUUUACAACAGAAAAUGAAUUCCACAACAUUGUAUCAUUAUUUGACUUUAACAAUAAUGAAAAUAUCAAUGUCACAUUCCACCCAGUUCCUUCAUUUGAAUGCUCACCAAAGAUCGCCGCAGAAGCUGAAGUGAGCUUGAUAUUAAAUGAGUAUGAUCUAGCCAAUGACUUUGUUAAAGAAGUGUUAACUAACUAUUUUCAAGUACCAAAGUUGAUGAGCGUAAAUGACACAUUCAGUGUACCACUUACCCCUACAAUCACUGCUAAAUACCACUACAAGUACUUAGAUUUAGUUGAGUCAGCAGGAAAGCUUCACUUUAAAUGUAGAAAAUUAAUCAGUGAUGGGGAACCUGAUAGUCCUCACAAGGCAGCAAACCAUGACAAAGUUAUCCGACCAUUUUUUGUAGUUAAAGGAGCAAGUCACCUAAAUUUAGGUGAAAAUAUACAUGAGUUGAAACCAAGGGAUCAGUACUUCAAACCACGAGAGAUAAAAAGUAUAAUGAAUUUACAACUCUGUCCAACUGGCCUGAGAGAGAAGUUUUUACAGAUGCAGGACACAAUAAGCCCAUUUGUGACGGGUGAUAUAAAUGAUUUAUCAACAUGCAUGUCCAGUCCAAUUAUUCCAAUGCUCUUCCUAACUGGAUCUAUUGGUUCUGGUAGACAUUUAUUAGUGAAAAUAUUAGCAAAAUAUAAUGGACUAAAUUGUUUACCAAUCGAUUGCAAUUCGUUGCAAAGUUCAACAGCAAAACAAACAGAGAGCAAAAUCAAUUCCAUGAUGCAAAAGGCAAAGGCAGCUGUACCUGUUAUUGUGUUAUUAGAUAAUUUUGAGGUAUUUGCAGUAGACCCAGAAAAUAAUGAAGAUUGUAGGGUGAUGGAAUUUUUCAUGAAUUCAAUUGAUGAAUUGUACCAAAACUAUACGAAACAUCCAAUUAUAUUCAUAGCAGUAUCAGAGAGACAGGACCUUAAGCCUAACAUACUGCGAAUAUUCUUAGAAAGAUUUCAUGUAUCAAGAUUGAACGCACAACAGAGAUACGACAUGUUGGAAUGGUUCAUAAAUGUAAUGCAACUUAAAAUUAAUAAAGAGGAUCAUGUUGUGGAGUCAAAUCAACUUGUCGGAACAGAAACAGUAUUGACUCAAGAAACUAAAGAUGUUCUAAGAAGAAUAGCUGCUAAAACAGAAACUUUUUUGUCUGGGGAUCUUGAUACAUUAGUUCAUUUUGCUCUGAGAGAAUCAUAUUUAAAACAACACAAAAGUUAUAAUAAAGUGAGAACAGAUCCAGAUUUAAGUUUUGUGGGAGAGGAGGACUUUAAUUCAGCUUUGGAAUCCAUUAGAAGCCUUCAAAGUCAACAUUUGGAUGCGCCAAAGAUACCAAAAGUCUAUUGGGAAGAUAUUGGUGGCUUAGAAAAAUUGAAAAAAGAAUUAUUAAAGACAAUAGAAUUUCCCAUUAAAUAUCCACAUCUUUUUAAAAACUCUAGCCUCAAGCGAUCAGGUAUUUUAUUAUAUGGACCUCCUGGAUGUGGUAAAACAUUAGUUGCCAAAGCAGUGAGCACAGAGCUUAAUGUUAGUUUUCUAAGUGUGAAAGGACCAGAAUUACUUAACAUGUAUAUUGGUCAGUCUGAAGAAAAUGUCAGAAAAGUAUUUGAGUCGGCGCGCGCGUCAUCUCCGUGCAUAGUGUUCCUGGACGAGCUGGAUGCGCUGGCGCCGCGGCGCGGAGCGGCGGGGGACUCGGGCGGCGCCAGCGACCGCGUCGUCAGCCAACUGCUGGCUGAAGUAGACGGAGUAGCCAGCGGAGAAGAUGCGGAUACAUCAAGUUUCGUCUUUAUAAUGGGCGCCACAAAUCGGCCAGACUUGCUGGAGCAGUCGCUCUUGCGCCCCGGUCGCCUGGACAAGCUUAUUUAUGUAGGCCCAUACAGUGGCUUAACAGAGAAAACCUGCGUACUCAAAGCACUCUGUAGAAAAUACACACUUCGUCCCGAAGUAAACUUAGAGUCGGUGGCGGAAGCACUCCCUGAUAAAUGUACUGGAGCUGAUCUGCUGCAAGUUGUGUCUACUGCACGGUCGGCGGCCGUGCGCGGUCUCGUCUCCAAAUUAAAUUCAGGAGCCAUCAAGGAAAGUGAAUUAAAUCCGAAUUCAGUGGUGAUAGGAGUGUCCGAACUGUGGCAAGGAGUAGACUCGUUUCGACCAUCAGUCACAGACGACGAAUUAGCGUAUUAUGAAUCACUGGAGUCACAAAUGUAAAUAAAAUUCUAUGAAAUGUU